CGCGCGUGCGCAUGACGCAGUUGCCCAUGGUAACCGAGAGCCGCGUAGAGGAUGGGUUUGCUUUCAAUUCUGCGCAAAUUGAAGAGUGCACCGGAUCAGGAGGUAAGAAUCCUCCUCCUGGGACUGGAUAAUGCGGGCAAAACUACUCUUUUAAAACAACUAGCAUCAGAAGAUAUCACCCACAUCACUCCAACACAGGGUUUUAACAUUAAAAGCGUGCAGUCACAAGGUUUCAAGCUGAAUGUAUGGGACAUUGGGGGACAGAGAAAGAUCAGACCAUAUUGGAGGAAUUAUUUUGAGAAUACCGAUAUCCUGAUAUAUGUCAUUGAUAGUGCAGAUAGAAAGAGAUUUGAAGAAACGGGCCAGGAGCUAGCAGAGCUCUUAGAUGAAGAAAAGUUAAGUGGUGUUCCAGUGCUCAUCUUUGCUAACAAACAAGAUUUGCUUACGGCAGCCCCUGCUGCAGAGAUCGCAGAGGGUCUGAACUUGCACACAAUCCGUGACAGAGUCUGGCAGAUUCAGUCUUGUUCGGCCCUCACAGGAGAGGGCGUGCAGGACGGCAUGAACUGGGUCUGCAAAAAUGUCAAUGCGAAGAAGAAGUAAGUCCAGCUGAGUUGCAUGGGAUUGGAGCGGCUGCCUGAGCCAAACGCACUAGUUGGCUGCUAGUGUCUGACCAAAUAUUUGCCAUCUGUGUGCAGCAACAGCUGUUAAAAAUGGGAAGAGCAGCUAGGCCUACUGCUUGAAUUGGGACUUUACCUAUUCUCUAGUAUCGUUCACCCCUCACAAUAAAUUCACCUCCCCUCUCUUUUUUUGCAUAAAUAGUAUUAAUGGUCUCCAUAUUCACCUGAUUAGACAGUGAGUUAUGAAAACAGAAUUGCAUGCGGUCUGACUUUUAAAAAAAAUAAAACACCUCCAGUGAGUUCCAUAAAGUUAGUGUGGUCAUAUAACAGUGUGAGUGGGAACCCACAUCAGUUCUUAAGUCACUCAGGAUGCUGCUCUCUUUGUACCAUUCAGAGCUGGUCUCAGAGAUGCUGGUGCUUUGCUAGCAUGUAUGCUUCAAUUUUAAAAUGGCAAGUACAUGAAAGGGCCCUUAUUGAAGCAAGAUGACUCAGUAUCCCUGUCACAACACAUACGUUGUAGUUAAAAUUCUUUACAAUCUGAAUGUCAGAAGCAGUGGAGCACUGACAUGCUGCAGUUUCUUCAGAUAAAAUAGUAUCAGGCUGCAAUGCAGCAUGGCAUUUGUGGUUGACAUAAACAUUUGAGUUGCCGGAGCCACCAAGAACCCUUGGUGGCAACAGUCAUUUUUGUGCUCAAAUGCUUACUGCAAGGAAUUGAUAAUGGUUUUAGGCUUUAGCCAUUUGAGGGAUGCUUACAGGUAGAUUUUGAUUUAGUGUUCUCAGGACCUGUAAGCCACACAGCAUCCCAGACAGUGCUACCUGUAAACUAUAAGUUCAGCAAUGUUACUGUGACUUAGUCCAGAUGAGGAGUUGUGGCUGCUGCCCAGUCUUCUUGCACUUCUAGUUCAGAAAUGAAUGGCAGAAUUAGCUGUGCUGAAAAUGUUCAAAAAUGAUAUCCUUCAGAAAGUGUUUGAUCCAGUUUAGUACAGACUUUGGGAAAGAGAUGUCUGGGAAGGGUAAUGUUACUGCAUCAUUCCUAAGCGCUAGAGAAGAAAGCCUUAUCAACCUGUAAAGCCCUCUGUGUAGAAUACUUACUUGAUGCAUGAAGGAAGCACCCUGCCUUUUGAGUAAAUAGUCAUCUUAGUUUAUCAUCACUACACUGAAAUCUGACACAAAGAAGCUGCUUCUUGCCUCUAGGUCAUCAACUAAGUCCAAGCUCAGAGAAAUUUGGUAAGGGCAAUCUUGCAUGCAGUGAGAAUUCAGCAUGCAGUUUGGGAGGUUGAAAAUGACUAGGCAAUUUAUAAUGCCAUUUCUUGAUCUGACUGAGAGAAAGUAAACACUUUUUUAAAUCUCAAGCAAUGUGUGUGCUUUAUUAGCUAUUUUCAGCUGCUCUUUGAUCGCAUAACCCAUUUUCAUGCAAUGCUUUGUGGUAUUUGUUUAUGUCCUGCUACUCUAGAGGAAGCAAUUGCAAAUCUAGCAACAGUGGCCAUCUGCAAUCAGCCUUGACUUGGAGUCUACUGUGCUCGUUGUUACUAACAAGCAAAUUUAAUUCCUUGUUCUCGAUUAGAUAUAUUAAAUCUAUAUUCCAUCUAGUCCACGCUGUUUACUGGGGGUGAGGAAAUUAAACCAUAAACAUUACAAGAAUUAGAACAAUACAAAAACACAGGUUACAACUGGAAUCAAUCCAUUUAAAAAACCAUGCAUAGAACAGCUAAAAAUAUAUUUCCACAAACUCAUAAAAGGCCACUGCAAGCAGAUGCUUCCUAUGUUGGAUAGCUAGUGACUUCUUGUAAUUAAUUAUUCAUAUUUUCCAAAAGAUACUGUUUCUCUGGAAGUCCACUAUAAACAGGCUACUGCAGACUCCAUUUUUUGUACUUGUAGCCCAGUUUUAGUAGAAAUAAAAUACCUUUGUAGACUAUUGAGACCAGAUGUUGGAGUGCCUGACUGCUCACAUCAGAAUGUUUGCAACAUUCUCCCCCAAAAUCUGACAGACAUCUGUCAGUCUGUUCAGCUCAGGAAAAUGCAUGCUCUCUCCCUUCAGUGUCUAAAAAAGCACCCUCAAACAGCACCCUGCUAGCAAACUGGAGCUAACUGACCUUGCUGCCUCCUACCAUUUACAGCUGUUCUCUUUGGGCAUAAAAACUGAGCUCUCCUAGACCAUAAACAAUGAAUGCCAGUUGUUGCAAUUUUUGCCCUGUUCCAUCUCAAUACCUUUUUCAUGCUAAGGAUAUUUUUGUGGGACAUGGGAGCUUGAUAGUACAAGUAUAGCAUAUUGAGCCAGUAGGGCUCCCAUCAUGGUUCAUCAUCAACAAAUCCCAGAACUACUGCGUGAACUACAGCUUCUAAGAACUACAUGUUGGGAUCGACCAAAUGACCUAGAAGCCCAGCAUACUGCCUCUGAGUAUGACAUAUACUAGAUGGACAUAAGCAAUGUACAAGGAGCUGGUGAAGUCCUAUCAAACAGAAAGGAGUGCCCUGAGCAAGAAAAUUCUCAUCAUCUGAUCUAAGUUCUGAAUCUUAUGAUUUUGUCUAAGCUUUUAAAAUUUCUGCUUUUGGCCUUCACAAUACCAAAAAUGAGAUCUGUAACUGUAAGUAUGUACUGUGGGGGGAAAGUUUUUCUUAAGUAUGAAUUCUGCUGGAUAUUAAGACUCACAGGAUGGAGAACUUUACCACACACUAAGUCCUUCACAAGCUGAAACAAGGGUAAAUGACUAUUCAUUUUAAAACCAACACACCUUUCCUAUUCGGAUGUUACCAAGCCAUCUCAAUAUACAUUAAGGGCAACCUAGAAUGGCUGAAACACAGUUUGAGAGACCUGGGUAGUUAUGUAAUACAUUAGACUGAGAAUGGCACGAUGGUUCAGAUGUGGUUUAAAUUCUUGUCCUUUUUGAUUAUAUAUGGCUGGAUAUGCUUUAAAAAUGGCCUCGCUGAUAUGCCAGAUGAUGCACAAAUGCUGUAAAAGCCAUAGCUGCAUACCCACCUCUACUUUUCUGGUCUGUCUUAUUUUACGGAACAUCUGACUUUAUGCGCUGUUUGGUUUCUCUUUUUUGAAGUUAACCAAAAGAGGGCAUGGUGAUACUUGGUGAUGUUUAAGUCUCAGUGUAUAUGUUUGGCAAACUUGAAUAAAAUUUAGUAGAAAUUACAAA
Molecule: messenger RNA, 3760 nt
Organism: Eublepharis macularius
Lineage: Eukaryota; Metazoa; Chordata; Lepidosauria; Squamata; Eublepharidae
Gene: ARL3
Product: ADP ribosylation factor like GTPase 3
Exons: 6
Coding region: 52-600 (182 amino acids)
Biological process (GO): cilium assembly
Cellular component (GO): cytoplasm; microtubule cytoskeleton
Molecular function (GO): GTPase activity; GTP binding
Source: RefSeq, a predicted model, not a curated record